Messenger RNA from Staurois parvus, 540 nucleotides. Lineage: Eukaryota; Metazoa; Chordata; Amphibia; Anura; Ranidae. The record is from the annotation of a GenBank genome assembly.
GCCGUCGAUCUUAGAAUCACCGCACACACCUUCACUCAUUUGGGCAGUCACGGGGCCAAAACCAGAGUGUGGAGCCACAGUGUGGCGGUGGAUUUGGCAGCAGCAAUGGGAGGCCAUACAGCACCCUAUGACAAAAUGGAAACCCACCAGCAGUGUGAGGAGACCUGAAAGUGGCACAUGGCAGAGUGUGGCGAUGGAGACAGCAGCAAUGGGAGGGCCGUACAGGGACUCCAUGACACACUCUGGACCUGGCAGCAGCAUGAGGAGGCGGUACAGGGGCCCAUGACAGAUUACGGGCCUGGCAGCAGCAUGAGGAGUCGGUACGGGGGCCCAUGGCAGAUUACGGGCCUGGCAGCAGCCAUGAGGAGGCGGUACAGGGGCCCAUGGCAGAGUCUCCCCCCAGCAGCACGCGUGGGGAGACGACUAUCAGAGUCCAAUGGCAGAGUGGCGGAGCAGAAGCAGCUUCAAUUGAAAGGCCUUACACAGGCCUAGGUUAAAAGCGGAAGCCGUCAGCAGCGUGAGCAGACGACAGAGACACAU